AUGGGGUUCACAGGAGGGGUUCUUGGGUCGGCACUGGGUAAGCGAAGACGAAAGUCUGGAGAAAUCCAAGAUGAAGCGAUGGAUGGAAAACCUUCGUGGCUAAAACCGGCUGCACGGAGAAGUGCCGCUUGGGCCCACGAGGGACAGGCGCGCCGGCAAGUGGGAGAGAUAGCAAAAGGCGAAUUGCGACUGGGAGACGGGGAUGAGCUGCCGCCGAAGAGGUCUGGAAAACCUGCACCUGCAGGCAGGCAGGCAGAUGGAGCGCAGUAA
Molecule: messenger RNA, 270 nt
Organism: Aspergillus niger
Lineage: Eukaryota; Fungi; Ascomycota; Eurotiomycetes; Eurotiales; Aspergillaceae
Exons: 3
Coding region: 1-270 (89 amino acids)
Source: RefSeq, a predicted model, not a curated record